Molecule: messenger RNA, 1194 nt
Organism: Rotaria sordida
Lineage: Eukaryota; Metazoa; Rotifera; Eurotatoria; Philodinida; Philodinidae
Source: the annotation of a GenBank genome assembly
AUGCCUUACUCUUCAAAUCCUUAUUUAUUCGAACGAAUAACUAGAGAAAUUGUUUUUUCUCAUUUAACUGCCAGUAUAUGCCAAUCAAUUAUAUUAUCAAAGAUAGAAUAUCAAUCAUCUCGUUUUUCAUCAAAUACUGAUGAAACAAAAUUAGUUGUCAAUGGUACAGAAAAAAUUUUAAUGAUCGAUCAACAUCUAUCGACAGGAUUUGAGCAACUCGAAGCUUAUCUCUACUUCCGAUUUGAUUUUAAUCAAAUACUUCGUUUGAAUAUUCUGUCAAGCUUGAAAGACGAUUUAUUUAUUAUUGGUGAAUGUCAAAUUCCUAUCUAUACCGAAAAAGAAAAACUUAUUGAUGAAAUAUUAUCCGAUGAUUUCAAAUCGACCGAUAUAAUCUUUCCCGAUCAAUCACUAGCUACUAUUAAUGAUAAUACUCAAUUUUGUAAGGAUAAACAAUUAAUGAAAGAUUAUUUAGCAUUCUUUACCGCUCGUCAUUUAUUUCGAUUAAUAAAAUGUCAUCGAUUAUUUUCAACAAAAACAACCUUCCCAUUUAAUUUUCAUCAAUUGAUUGAAUCUAUUCAAUCAAAUCAUUUUGAAAAAAUUACUGAUGAAAUUAUCUCAACUUUAACACCUGUGACACUUUCGGGCACUGAAUUUGUAGGUUUUCUUAUGCCCAUGAAUCUCCAAUCUGAUAUUAUUAAACUUCUCAGCAAUUCGAAUAUUUCUCAAGAAAAUCAAGUUCAAUGUCGAUUUCAUGUCUUCAAUGCAAUUAUAGUUCAUUCAUUUGAUGAUGUUAAAGUUGUUGCUAAAUCAAAUGGUGUAUGUCAAUAUCGAAUAAGUAAUCCUAAAAGUUCGACAAAAUAUUCAUUUAAAUGCUGUCAAUAUCGUAAAUAUCCUUUAAGCAAUCAUGAAAUUAAGGCAACUGUACCAGAUGAUGAUCCAAAUUCGAUUGCACUUAUCUUAAAUGAAAGAGAUACGUUUGGUCGACAUAAAACAGCAACAUUAUUAGAAUUAAAUGGUAGCCUUAUACGAACACUUUGUUGGAAAGAAACAUUAAUUCCAAAUCGAAUAUCAUGGAAUGAUCUGGCAACAUUAGCUAUUGCAUGUGCUAAAACUAUUAAAAUAAUGUCGAUUUCAACGGAAACCAAUUAUGAACAUCAAUCAUCUGCACCUAGAAAAUAUAUAAAUACAGGUUAG